AUAAUAAUAAUUAGCAUAUCUAUGGAAGAGCAAGUGGGGCUUUGGAGAAAAGGUCCAUGGACUGCUGAAGAAGAUCGUUUGCUUAUUAAACAUGUCAAGGUGCAUGGUGAAGGCAGAUGGAAUUCUGUGGCUAGACUUGCUGGGCUGAAAAGGAAUGCAAAAAGUUGUAGGUUAAGGUGGGUGAACUAUCUUAGGCCAGACCUAAAAAGGGGCAAAAUUACACCUCAUGAAGAAAGAAUUAUACUUGACCUACAUGCGCGAUGGGGAAAUAGGUGGUCCACAAUUGCAAGAAGCUUACCCGGACGAACAGAUAACGAGAUCAAGAAUUACUGGAGAACCCAUUUCAAUAAUAAAGGGAAAACGUGCUUAGAGGAUUCGAUAAAGCUAAAAGCGCGCCUUUUGAAACGACAACAAUUUCAUCAAGAACAACAAAAGCAACUUCAAUUACAAAAGAAUGAUGAAGACAUGAAAAAGUUAAUGUUACUAUUAGAGGAAAGUGAAAAUAACAAACUAGUUUGGCCACAACAAGAUAUGGUUCCUCAGGAGAUACAAAACCUUUUUUACCCGACAAUGUUUGUAGACGAUUCUGAUCAUCAACAGGCGAACACCGGGAACUCGAUGAACGAGGAUUUUGUUUUGUGGGAUGGCUUAUGGAACUUAGAGAAUGUUGUUCUUGAUGUCACAACUAAAGGUUGUGUCCGUGGUUUAGACAUGGCUGCUAUGUCUUACUAUUGA
This is a messenger RNA of Erigeron canadensis, 735 nucleotides long. RefSeq names its product MYB-like transcription factor EOBI. Gene Ontology annotation, molecular function: sequence-specific DNA binding; DNA-binding transcription factor activity. Gene Ontology annotation, cellular component: nucleus. Gene Ontology annotation, biological process: regulation of DNA-templated transcription. The record is from RefSeq and is a predicted model, not a curated record. Bases 22 to 735 code for a protein of 237 amino acids. NCBI's taxonomy places the organism in Eukaryota, Viridiplantae, Streptophyta, Magnoliopsida, Asterales, Asteraceae. The transcript is spliced from 3 exons.